AUGCGAUGUCUGGAAUCCAACCGGACGUGUAAAGGGUAUGUGGAGCAGGCCAAUAGCAAACACAUCUUCCGACAACAUGUGGUAAAGGACAGUACCAAAGUCCCAUUACCAUCUGAAUCACAGGCACGAAAAUGCUCCUUACCCGCUCGAGUCCCAGCCCCGGGCACGAGCUUCAUACCAGAUGAUCUGCCCCCCAAGGAGGAAACGGAGGAGAGCAUCGAAGGCCUAGCGCUGCGAGCAUUCUUCUAUGAUUACUGUGUCCCUUCGACGAAUCUUUCGCUCUCUCGAGGGUUCUUUCAUGGUAUAGAGCGGAUGGUCCACCACCGAGGGUCUUCAUCGGACUUUGCCCAAGCAUGCAAGGCGGUCGCAUUCGCCAGUCAUGGUAUCAAACUGCGAAGGCCUCUCCUAACGCAAAACGCGGGCAUGCUUUACCACCGACUGAUUGCGUCUUUGGCGCGUGAGAUGAGUGGAAGUGACUUGUCACCCAGAUCCUUGGACGUGCUGGCCAUUGUUGUGUUGCUUGGAGUAUACGAGAUGAUUGUUGCCGACGACAUGCACCCAGGAUAUCAUGGCAUCCAUGCGGGUGGAAUGGCAGCAGUACUGCGGAUCGAAAAUUCUCCCUUGGGUCUGUUAAAGGCCGUGAAAUCAAAGCACCAUCUGCUAGACGGUAGCAGCACACGAGGGUUAUUUUCACCGAAUGCCGGUAGUGAAAAGCCUGGACUGGACAAUAUUCUGCUUGACAUGAGCUCUUUCUUGGAGCGGGCGAAAGACCUCUCCAAUCAUUCUCCAGAAAACCUCCGCGUCCUUUGCUGGGAGGCUAGGGAGCUCAACGAGCACCUCGCACAGUGGCAGGAUGAACGCCCAACUGUUUUCAAGCUUACCACUGUCGGUCAAGUGGUUCACAAACCGCCUUUUCCGACUCCGGAAGCGGGAUACUGGUCAGGAAAUGUGGAUGUGUAUUUCGACUUGUAUGUCGCGGCUGCCUGGAAUAUCUCGCGUGUAGCUCGAUGCUUCCUCAUCGACCUCAUCCUUAGGAUUUCCGAAACGCUUCAGGAUGGCAUGAGUACCAUGCGAGAGAAAGCGGAUGCCAGUCGUCAAAUCAAUGACAUGUUAUCUUCCAUUCCGUACCAUCUUUGCGAAGAUCUACCAAGCUUUCUCCGAGACUUGGAAAGUUCAUCGGGGAUCCGCGGUCCAGGGCGAGCGGUUGGCGGUUUGCUAUUAAUGCAUCCAAUCUUUGCGCUGUCUCAACUGAAUGUUGUACUUCCAGACACGAAAGAGUAUUUGCGAAGGUGUUUGGAGUGGAUCAGUGUGCACAUGGGAAUUGGAGAGGCUGCUCGAUUGGCCAAGGCCGAGGAGAUCGACAUGCAGAACUUAGGCUCCGGCUGUAUGAUUGUCUGGAUGGGGUUCUUGCUGUAG
Aspergillus heteromorphus CBS 117.55 is the source of this 1416-nucleotide messenger RNA. Its product is annotated as putative C6 transcription factor. The record is from RefSeq and is a predicted model, not a curated record. The transcript has 4 exons. The coding region runs from base 1 to 1416 and encodes 471 amino acids. Lineage: Eukaryota; Fungi; Ascomycota; Eurotiomycetes; Eurotiales; Aspergillaceae.